Messenger RNA from Trichomonas vaginalis G3, 906 nucleotides. RefSeq names its product glycoprotein 38 family. The transcript has a single exon. NCBI's taxonomy places the organism in Eukaryota, Parabasalia, Trichomonadida, Trichomonadidae. The coding region runs from base 1 to 906 and encodes 301 amino acids. The record is from RefSeq and is a predicted model, not a curated record.
AUGUUUGGUGUUUUUGCAUGCAUUACUUGCAGCAUCAGAAAUAAUAGAACAUUAUUAGAUGAAGACAAUUUCAAAGAUUGCCCAACAAUUGUUGAUAGAGAGUUGAAAGGUCGUUACAAAGAAAUCACAUUAAAAGCGGGUGAAUGCCGCGAAGUUUCAUACUAUUCUUAUGCAUUCGGUAGUGAAUCCGAUAUAUCAGUCGACUUAUAUAAAUUGUCUGAUCUUACAAAACCUAUUAAAACUGUAAAGAAUCCAUUGUUCUAUAAUAAUCCAAUGAUGGGGCCAGAUGAAAAAUAUACUGCUACGCUCAAAUGCACAGAUAGUACUAAAGAAUGUAAGGUCCAAUUAAAAACGGAAGGUUUUCCAUCAUUUGCAGGGGAUAACGAAGGAACAAUGAUUGAUGGUAGAAUUUAUCUUACUUCCAUAAAGAGCGGAAAAAUAGAAGUUAACUUGAAACCUGAAGUAAGGGUUUAUCCAGUACUUCUGAAUAAUAAUACCAUUAAAAUCGUAGGAGAACCAAAAGAUAAAGUGCAAAUAUUUAAUGUAGCUGAUGAACCUGAUGAUAAAACAAGAUCACCUAAUGAAAUCACAAUUACAGCUCCUGGCACAGCAUUUAGUGGUUUAAAUAUUGGAGAAAAAGAAGCUAAAGCAACUUUUACAUACGAGAGUACAAAAGAAGGCAACAAAUUAUGGUUCCCUGAGUUUGCUGGUUGGAUCCCUCAAAGAGCUGAUCUUUUCACACUUGAUGAUCUUAAAAAUGAAGCACCUUCAAAUGGUAAAAUUGGGGCAGCUGCAAUAGCAGGAAUUGCGAUUGGUGUUAUUGUUGUUGUCGGAAUUAUUGUUGGUGUUCUUGUUUGGCUUUUCGUUUUUAAGGCCAAGAAGGAAGAUAACGCAGAUGCUCCUUAA